Aspergillus tanneri is the source of this 438-nucleotide messenger RNA. RefSeq lists its product as uncharacterized. The coding region runs from base 1 to 438 and encodes 145 amino acids. The transcript has a single exon. The record is from RefSeq and is a predicted model, not a curated record. NCBI's taxonomy places the organism in Eukaryota, Fungi, Ascomycota, Eurotiomycetes, Eurotiales, Aspergillaceae.
AUGGCAUUGGCUGUUGCCCCGUUUGGUCCUCUCCAACCCAUUGGUGAUAAUAUCUAUCUCUUCGAGACCCCGGAACCCACUGGCGUGACCGCCACCGCUGGCCCUACACUCAUCACUCUCUGUACCUGGCUCGGAGGCGCAACGCCCCAGCACAUCCAGAAAUACGUCACUGGCUACCGAGCCCUCUACCCCAAUUCUGCCAUUCUCCUUAUCACCACGCGCAUCCUGGAGAUAAGCGCACUCCCAUUCAGUGUCCUACACACGCGUUUGACCCCCGCCCGCGAUGCCAUUCGUAGAAUUGUCACCCAGCCUUCCAUAGGGAAAGAAGACAAGGAAAGUAGAGGUUCCGUUCUGCUGCACAUUUUCUCGCACGGCGGCUGCAAUACCGCCAUCCAGCUCGCUAUUUCCCUACGCAAGGAUCCUAUUUAUCUCCACUAG